Molecule: messenger RNA, 3045 nt
Organism: Drosophila santomea
Lineage: Eukaryota; Metazoa; Arthropoda; Insecta; Diptera; Drosophilidae
Product: dystrobrevin beta
Exons: 10
Coding region: 487-2967 (826 amino acids)
Biological process (GO): synaptic signaling
Cellular component (GO): synapse; plasma membrane
Molecular function (GO): zinc ion binding
Source: RefSeq, a predicted model, not a curated record
GUUGUUGCUGGCUUGUGGGUGUCGAAGCAGUGUCGCGGCGCAAUGUUGGAAGUGGUUUCUGGGUAAACAAAAUUCGUUGAUAAGAUAUUCGCAAGAAGUUAAUCGCGAGUCGCGCGGCGUAUUUACCGUUGGCAAGCCAAAAAAACGUUUAGCAUCGAUUGCGGUUUAAAGCCAGGCUUCGAUUCCUGUGAGCCCGCGUGUGUGUGUGUGCGUUUGUGCCAACGGUGUGCCAAAAGGGCGCAGCAUCUUCGCUCUCCGCUGUAUCGCUAUCCCGUUCGCUAACGCGAGUUUUGCAACUCCGUUUACCGUUUAUUGUGUGUAAACAGCAGGUGAAAAUAAAACGCGAUAAGUCGGGAGAAAUAGAAGAAAGAAGGAGGAGAAAGAGCAGCACGAAGAAGAAGCAACUCCGCGCAGCCCAACAAAAAGUGACGCAUUAAAAAGGUUGCUAAUUACAAAAGGCGAGUCUCCACCACAUAGUAUCCAGGAAUGGAGCUGGAGCCGCGAGUGGCCAUACUGCAGGACCUGCGCCUGCAGACCUUCGACUCCAUUCGAUUCGCCUCCUACCGCACCGCCUCCAAGCUGCGCUACAUACAAAAGUCCACCAAUCUGCAUUUGGUGGACAUAUGGAAUGUGAUCGAGGCCUUCCGCGAGAAUGGGCUGAACACCCUGGAGCCGCAGAGCGAGGUGAGCGUGGCCAGGCUGGAAACCCUGGUCUCCUCCCUCUACCACAACCUUAACAAGCGCCUGCCCACCGCUCAGCAGGUGCCCGUGGACUCGAAGGCGGGUCUGCUGCUCAACUGGCUCUUGGCUGCGUACACAAGUGAUAACUCGGGCAAGAUUCGCGUGUUCUCCAUCAAAGUGGCCCUGGCCACCAUGUGCUCUGGCAAACUGGUGGACAAACUAAGAUACAUAUUCUCGCAGAUCUCGGAUGGCGCUGGACAGCUGGUGGCCUGGAAGCUGGGCGAGUUCCUGCGCGAAGUGCUGGCCCUGCCGGCGGCCGUGUACGAGUCGCCCACAUUCCACUACAAGGAGGGGCUCGAGGAGGAGAUCUUCCCGGCCGAGAACAAGGUGACGGUGAACGACUUUAUGGCCACGCUGAUGUCCGAGCCGGGGCCGUCCUGCCUCGUCUGGCUGCCGCUGGUGCACCGGCUGGCCACCGUGGAGACCAUUGUGCAUCCGACUGUCUGCUCUGUUUGCCACAAGGAAAACUUCACCGGGUUUCGUUAUCGCUGUCAGCGGUGUCACGCCUACCAGUUGUGUCAGGAGUGCUUCUGGCACGGCAAGACAUCGCUGAACCACCAGAACGAUCACGAGGUCAAGGAGUACUCGAGCUACAAGUCGCCCAGCAAACAGAUCGGUCACUCGCUGCGCAAGAGCUUCCGCUGUGUGCCCGAGAAGACGGUGCAGGUGCUCCCCCGCUUCCCCGACCAGCCGGAGAAGACGCUCAACCUGUCGCACAUCGUGCCGCCCUCGCCGCUGCCCUCGCACAACGGCUUCUCGGACCCCUCGGGCCUCGUACAUGGCCACCACGGCCCCCAUCCGGGUCUUCCGGGCCAGCACGGCCUUUUCGAUCGCUCCAGCACGCUCGACUCGCGGGCCACAGGCCGCAGUCUGGACAGCGCCAGCGGCACUGCCGGCACUACCAUGUCUCGCGUGGCCGCCGCAUCUGCCAACGACGAGGAGCACCGCCUGAUUGCCCGCUAUGCCGCCAGAUUGGCCCAGGAAAACCGAGCGCCAUCCAACUUGCCCGACAAUGCCACACCAAUAGGCACAGAUAACUCGCGAGCCCAACGCGAGCUUAUUGCCCAACUGGAGUCCAAGAACAAGGAGAUAAUGCGCGAGAUAGCGCGCCUGAGGCGUCAACAGGAGACGGAGCAAAUGGCCCCCGAGAAUCCGGCGCUAAUCAAUGAACUGCGUGCUCUAAGGCAGCGGAAAGGAGAACUAGAGGGUCACCUGGGUGCCCUGCAGGAUUCGCGACGACAGCUAAUGGAGCAACUGGAGGGACUGAUGCGAAUGCUGAAGAACCAGCAGACAGCAUCGCCUCGCUCCACGCCCAACUCGAGUCCUCGUUCCGGCAAAUCCCCACCAAUGCCCGGAGGAGCUGGCAUCCUGGGCACCUCCCCCAUGAGUGCGCUGCACGCACAGCAGAUGCAGCAACAUCCGAUGGCAGGAGGAGUCAGGGCCAGCCAGCAGCAACUCCUUCAACAGCAACAGCAGCAGCAGGCUCAUGGCCACGGGCCAUUCAGCCAGAGUCAGCUGGAGCAGCUCAACCAGAUUAGCAGCGAUAUGCGCAGCGCCUUCGCCGCCAACGGAAGUGCAACGCCACCGCCAAUGCGCACCACCACUGCCACUGCCACUGCCAAUGUCAGUGCCAUUCCCAGCCUCAAUCCGAUUCCGAAUCAGAAUCCGAAUCAGAGUAUGAAUCCGAAUCUGAAUCCCGACGCGGAGCUCAAUGAGGCUGCCGAUCAUCUAACGUCGGCCAUUUCCCACAUGGUCAGCGACCUGAACGCAGGACGGGGAAGGGCUCAUCUGGGUCCCCAGCCGGCGAGCUCCCUGCCGCAGGCUCGCUUCAUCAUGCCACUGGAAUUCCGACACAUCGAGGGUGGCGAGUCCGCGGACUCGAGUCAGUGCGAGUGCAACGAUUGCGAGUGCGGGGAGUACGAGGAGGUGUUCCGCACCGACGAGGAUCUCGAGUGCGAGGGAGCUGCAGCUCCAUUCGGGGAUCCAUACACCAGGUACCCCGUACUGGGUACUGGCGUUCAGGAGGAGGACCACUUUGAUUACACCUUCGGGCAGGGCGAGGAGCUGUCCCAGGUGAACCGCAUCCUGGGCUACCGCAACCACCCGGAGCUGUUCAUCGACGAUGACCAGGCCGGUUUCCCGGCGCUGCACGAGAUCGGUGAGACAAUCGAUGAACUGCAGCUGAUCAUGCACGCUUAUAUCAUGAAGUAUAGUCUGAAUUUAUAAAGUGUUCGUCGUAGGUUAUAUACUCUGCGAUCAGAUUUCGACGAAUCUCAAUCGUAUAACCAAGAGUGGAAUGAAAAG